AUGGUAACCCCCUCUCAGGCUGGGAUCCGCAAACCCAACCUAAAGUACGCCCACUAUCACAUAGUUGUUGACCUUCCCAAGGAACCAAAGACAAUACACUCUGCCCUUAACCAUGAUGGCUGGACCAAAGCACUACAAGAUGAGAUCCAAGCUCUCCAAGACAACAAUACUUGGACACUCGUGCCUCAUUCCCCUCACAUGGAUGUUAUUGGUUGCAAGUGGGUCUUCACGACCAAAAUCAAUGUCGACAGUACUCUUAAUCAGUUGAAAGCUCGCCUUGUUGUCAAGGGCUUCCACCAAAUUGAUGGUGUCAAUUAUACAGAGACAUUCUCUCCUGUAAUCAAGCUCGGAACCAUCCGGAUCAUUCUCAGUAUUGCCCUUGUUUGCCAUCGGGAUAUUCGCCAACUCGAUAUCAUAAUGCCUUCCUCCAUGGUGAUCUCCAAGAGGACGUGUUUAUUUACCAAUCUCCAGGUUUUAUCCAUCCUACUUUUUCUUCUUAUGUUUGCAAGUUAA
This is a messenger RNA of Juglans microcarpa x Juglans regia, 513 nucleotides long. RefSeq lists its product as uncharacterized. The transcript has a single exon. Bases 1 to 513 code for a protein of 170 amino acids. Lineage: Eukaryota; Viridiplantae; Streptophyta; Magnoliopsida; Fagales; Juglandaceae. The record is from RefSeq and is a predicted model, not a curated record.